AUGAGAGAAGAGCUAGUAAGGUCGGCGGUAUCGUUUUUGAAUGAUCCUCAGGUAGCUGACGCAACACUUGCCAAACGAAUCGAAUUUUUGGAAUCUAAGGGCUUGACAAAAGAAGAGGUAGAGGAAGCUCUGACACAAGCCACUAAUGGUAACAGCUCCCCGAAAAGUCCUUCCUCCCUUGCAUCAGUUCCUAUAACAGGAGUCAAUUCCACCACCGUGAAAACUGCUUAUUUGAAUCAACCUCAUAUUCCUCCACUGUCUCUUCCGCCUCCAGUCCCUAAGCGAGACUGGAAAGAUUAUUUUGUAAUGGCUACAGUUAGUGCAGGUGUUGCUUAUGGACUUUAUGAGGUGACAAGAAGAUAUGUGCUGCCAUUGAUUCUACCUCCAACUCCAAGUUCUCUUGAGUCGGAUAAAGAAGCUUUGGAAGCAGAGUUCACUCGUGCAGAGAGCCUUUUGGAGCAGCUUCAUAAAGAUACAGAGGAAAUUAAGGAAGCGGAGUUGCAGCGUAAAGAACAAUUUACAACAGUUCUACAAGAAGCGCAAGAUGCUAUUGAGACGGUUAAGGGACAAUCACAGCAAAUCGAGGCUGAUAUGAAGCUCAUUAAAACUCAAGUAGACACUAUCAAGGAUACAUUACCAAAAUCUCUAGAGAAGAACAGAGAUCAACAAGACAAGGCAUUGCUGGAAAUUCAAGAAGAGCUCAAAUCUCUCAAACAGCUGAUCACAAAUCGCUUGAAAAGUUCGAGCUUGCCUGCCAGCUUACCUCCUGCAUCUUCUGUCCCUUCAACUAUUCCAAAAUUCGCUGCUUCUUCAGUCUCAUCUACUUCUGGUCCCUCUCCCUCUUCUACUUCUACUAAUGAAGGUUCUACUUCGUUGCCUGUCUUGGGUACCAAUUCUUCGAUAGUUUCUCCUUUUUCCAAGCCUUCAGUACCUUAUUCUGAGCAAACAUCACCUGCUACUUCAUCUACUACUCCCACACCCAAGCCUGGUCUUCCCGCUUGGCAAGUGGCUGCGGCCUCAAAGUAUUCUGAGAACGAGGCGGCUUCCUAA
Molecule: messenger RNA, 1050 nt
Organism: Sugiyamaella lignohabitans
Lineage: Eukaryota; Fungi; Ascomycota; Dipodascomycetes; Dipodascales; Trichomonascaceae
Gene: PEX14
Product: Pex14p
Exons: 1
Coding region: 1-1050 (349 amino acids)
Biological process (GO): protein import into peroxisome matrix, docking
Cellular component (GO): peroxisomal membrane; peroxisomal importomer complex
Molecular function (GO): signaling receptor binding
Source: RefSeq, a predicted model, not a curated record